AGGUGAUAUUCUCACUCAGCAGUGUUUCUAGGAAAUGAAUAACAUAUGUUUGGACAUCAAUCCUCAGCUGGAGAAGUAUUACCUUCCAACCAUGUAUGCAAUAGAGUUCCUGUUAGGACUGGUCGGCAACCUUUCUGUGAUAUGGGGCUACAUAUUCUGUCUGAAGGAAUGGAAGUGUAGCAACAUCUACCUUUUCAAUCUUUCCGUCACCGACCUGACUUUUAUUUGCACCCUUCCCAUGCUCGUUGUCUACUACGCCAAAGGCAACAAGUGGGAUUUUGGUGACACCAUGUGUACAUUAAAUAGAUACAUCCUACACGCGAACAUGUACAUCAGCAUCUUGUUUCUCACCUGCAUCAGCAUUGAUCGGUACCUGCUAGUAGUGAGUCCAGUGAAGCUUCACCGUUUUCAGAAAAGGUGGAACGCUGUUGUAAUCUGUCUCAGCAUUUGGGUUUUUGUAACAUUGGAGUUGGUGCCUCUCUUCAUUUUUAUUGAUGUUCAAGCAAUAGGUAAUAAGUCCUCCUUCCACUGUUUGGAUUAUGCCAGCUCAGGAAAUCCCUCCCAGAGUCUGAUUUACAGCAUAUGCCUCACAGUUUCUGGUUAUCUCUUACCGCUCUGUGUCAUGUUUUUCUUCUACAUCCAAACUGCACGCAGCCUUAAGAAAAUAAUGCAACAGCGCACCAAGGUUCAGGUGGAAAAGCCCCUUACCUUGGUCAUAUUGGCCAUUGUCAUUUUCUUGAUAUUCUUUACUCCUUAUCACAUAAUGCGCAAUGUUCGUAUUGCUUCCCGAGUGGAGAGCAGCACCAUGUCAGAGUGCAGCAAGUUAGCUGUAAAGGCUCUGUACGCUAUCACAAGGCCCAUAGCUUUCCUCAACUCCAUUACAAACCCCAUUUUCUACUUCAUGUUGGGGGAUAGGUUCAGGGAGCAGUUUUUCAGUAAAUUGAGAAGCAUCUUCUUAAGAAAGCCUGAGGUAACCAAUCAGAACGAGGAAAGAUCCAUCAGGUCGACUGGGUGAAACAAAUGCUGAGAC
Molecule: messenger RNA, 1030 nt
Organism: Hemiscyllium ocellatum (epaulette shark)
Lineage: Eukaryota; Metazoa; Chordata; Chondrichthyes; Orectolobiformes; Hemiscylliidae
Product: succinate receptor 1-like
Exons: 2
Coding region: 35-1015 (326 amino acids)
Biological process (GO): G protein-coupled receptor signaling pathway
Cellular component (GO): plasma membrane
Molecular function (GO): G protein-coupled receptor activity
Source: RefSeq, a predicted model, not a curated record